AUGAAGCUCCCAGCUAGUUCAGUCCUUUUCGGCGCCCUCGUGACACUUGUGCAGUCUGCUCAGGCCAAGGUCAAAGCCACCGCUCAAACCGGCAACAUCACUCUCUUCACCGGCGCUACUUGCUCCACCCCGGUUUUCAACGUCCCCUUCACUCUAGGAAUCAACCACUGCGCCAGAGCCGACUCGGUGUCCAUCUUUCCCGGCUCCUAUGGAUCUUUCAUUGUGAACGAGCGCCCGGUGUGCGACAGCGGGGCUCCCGCAACCUUCAACGUCUACAGCGACCUGGGAUGUAUAAAUUUGACCACGUCGUAUGAGCCUGGUGCUGCCACGAGUGGAGAUGACGGUUCUUGUGAAGCUCCGAACGGUGGUUUUAAGGGCUUGGAAUUCUUCUGUCCUGUGGUCAAGACGAUGACUGCGACGCGCAUCGCAACAGCCACCACCACAACCGAUGAAGCUACUUUGGAAGCCACAACAUAUCCUACUCAUGUCACUCGUACGCACACGGCCGACGGAGCUGUGGGGACCCCUGAGAAAACUACGGAAGCUCAGGCGACUGGAACUGGGACUGCAACGACGACUGGGAUUGCAACAACGACUGGGACUGGGACUGGGACUGGGACGGGUACUGGGACGGGGACUGGUGUAUCAACCGACUUGGCCUCAGUGGCAACCCCCGUCAGUACUGGCACCGAAGUUAUACCCACGGCGGUAAGUGGUCAACCGACUUUGCUGGUUGCCUCCGAAUCUGCCGGUUCCACAUGGGUGCUGACGGCCACCUACCUCGCGAGCACCACUGGCUCAGCCGUCAGCAGCAUGACUGCUGUUCCGUCGAAUGUCAUCAUCAGUGGUGCCAUGACGAUAUCAGGGACAGCUUUCACCCCUGUUAUCUGUUUGCUGGCCAUGGCAGUCACGUUUCUUUGA
Messenger RNA from Pseudomassariella vexata, 921 nucleotides. RefSeq lists its product as uncharacterized. The record is from RefSeq and is a predicted model, not a curated record. The coding region runs from base 1 to 921 and encodes 306 amino acids. Lineage: Eukaryota; Fungi; Ascomycota; Sordariomycetes; Amphisphaeriales; Pseudomassariaceae. The transcript has a single exon.